UUGGUGAUCGCAUCGCAGCGCGGUGUUCGCUCGUGCGAAUGGAUACGUAAAAUGGCGAGGUGCAGUUGUUAUUUACUCUCGCCGAACGCAUCCAAGUGAGAUCAGGGAAGAGCGAGUCAAAGUACCGAGUUCGUCACUAGCUCGAAUUUGUUACGGCGUGUUUAUAACACAACUCGUGCGAAUGAUCGUUGUACCGCAUAAAUACUAGCAGAUUCCUCUACAAACAUGAUAUUGAUGGAUUGGUCUAAAUCAGUGUAUUAGCAACAAUCCAAUUUUGAUCUUUAUUAAUUGAGAAAGGAUCAUAUUUGCUAACACCUAAGUUUUGAAUAAUAUGGAUACACAUUAUUAUAAUGUUGUGCACAAUGCCAGUGGUACUUUCACAUUAGAAGAAGUACCAAGAAUCUGUACUGCAGACGGCCAACGUAUUCAGUUUGUUGUUGAGGAUGUUAGUGAUAGCAGUAAUGGUUCACAACGGCUUGUGACUUAUACUACUGCACCACAAAACAGGCAGGCAAUAUUAACCCCGCAAACUAUUAAUUUAGGGAAUCAAAUAUCUACGACGCGAUUGGAACAAGGACAAAAUGUCUAUAUAAUCAAAACGAAUGAUAUAUCUGGAACCCAGGAGAUAUUAAAACAGGAGGUAUUAAAUACCGUGAAUGCACAUAUUGUUAAUGAAAAUAUUGUGAGCAUUGCAAGUAAUACAGGUAUUAAGACAGAAUGUAAAAAUGAAGGGCAGUCAGUGCAGUUUAUGAAAAUACAAAACGCUAAUACUUCCACAGUAGCGAAGCAAAAUGCAUUGUUAGAAAAAAAUCAGACUGCCAUUUUAACUAAAAGUAAUAUACAAAAUAAUAUCACACCGCCUUUUUAUGUAAAUUCUGAAUCAUAUAAUCCAUGUCAGAUGGAGAAAAAAUUAAAUGUUAAAGCUUGUCAGAUUAAAAAUCGACAGUUAACAAAUAACAUUGUGGGUAUAAUACCUCAAACUCCAGGAAUAAAGGUAGUAACUACGAUGGAAAACCGGAUUCAAAAUUCUAAUACAAUUGGUCCUAAAUCUACGCUGUCUGUCUGUAAAACUAUCGGUUCACAAAGACAGGUUGUGGCUGUGAGACCUGUUCGUACUCCUAAUUCGAAUAUUUCGCACGUGCGACCAGUGGCAAUAGUUCCUCCUGAAAUUUCUAAAACACCAACGAGAAUGCAACCUCCAGAUAUGGAGCAUUUAAAUGAGCAAAUCAAGCAAGCCAAAAUUAAACAGUUAAAACUGCAAAUCGAGAAACAAAGGUUUUUACAAAAUAACACACAACAACUCUCUCAUACUUUGCAGCAUAUUCAUUCCUCGUCGCAUAAUCCCACGCGUCAUUUUAUAAGUUCUACGCAACAAAGAACGCAGCAGAUUUCAAUCUCUACACAACAACCGAAACCAUCUGUGGUAAUGUCAGUCUCUUCAUCAGCUGAGCAUAAUACGGCCAUUACUAACACUGAUAUGGAAGUCAAUUCUUCGGAACUUGUUCAGGAGAAAGGGCACAGUACACAACAGUCUUCUUCACCACGAUUAGAACAUGAAAGCAGUUCAAGUGAAAGCGUCGCUUACCUUAAAAACACAAUUAAUGACCCAGCAAAUGCCAUAGUUCAGCAACAAAUUCAAGGAAAUACGGCAAAAAUGUUAGUGAUGUUAGCCACAGGAGAACAGAGACUAAUUACGUUCGAUAUACCGAACGAGGACUGCACUGUACACGACCUAUUGGAUCAGGUGAAUAUUCCAUUCCCUAAUGAAACGCAAGUUUCUCUGGUGGAUGAUCCCGCACUGGGUAUAAACUACAUAGUGGAACCAAGAGAUUCCGGGAUGCUUUCAACAUCCUUCGAGGGUACUGAUGGUGAUUGUAAUUCUACUCAGGAAAUUGUGAGCUCCACUGCGAAUAUUGAAAAUUUAUCUCAAAGUACCAAUGCAUCGGAUGAAAAUAGUAACACUUCACAAACUAUUGAGGAACCUAUUUUGGUCAAAGGAAUGCUUGCUCUCUGUCCACACUGCGGAUACAGUUCACUAUUCUUCAACCGAUGUGAACGAUGUAAUACAAAAAUAAAAAUUGAUGGAGUCAAAUCGAUACCCAUAGCAGAAAGGAAGGAGGCUGGGAUGUCUGUCGAUAUGUUUUAUAAGAAGAACAACGAACGAAAUGCUACGAAAUCAGAGAAAAUAGAACGAGAUGGUCCCAAACGAUCCAAAGGAAAAGCUAAAGGUACAGCUUCCAAACCAAAGCCUAUUCAUAAAGAGCCAGAAUGUUUGACAAUAUCUUCUGACGAAGAGGAAGAAGGCAGACCUAAAAAAACUGGAAGCAUUAAUAAUAACGCAGUAGUAGGCAACGCAAGUAACACAUUUAAUGAAGAUAUGGACACCAUUGUGGAUAAGGAACCAAUAAUUACAAACACUUCUGUUUUUAAUUUAUAUGAUGAUGUUAUAAAUAAUGAAGAAAAUAGUAAAGAAAUAAAUGAAAAUCAGAACUUUCUUGAUAUUGCACAAACUGCUCUAGAAUGUCGAACGGUCAGAAUAGGUUCUUAUAAAUAUAUUCCUCGGGAAAAAGUAGUGAUUUCCUAUAGUGGUGUAAGAUUUAGCGUACCAUUAUUAGAAGAUGAUGCAAGUUUUGUUACUCUUGACGUGAAAUAUAAAGAUAUAGUUAAACUCUUAAUCCAUUUUGGAAAGACAAUGCCAGUACUAUUCUUUUAUACAUCUGUAAAUACAGGAGCCAUGAUACGUGAAUUAUUAGGAAUGCAAGAUCCAAAGGGGCCAUAUUAUGACCCUGCUGGAAAAGAUCACACGCAUAAACGUAUUACAUUAUUACCAGACAAGUUACCGGAGGAUUCAAAGGUGAUAUUAACAAACUUAUUCUCACGAGGACAUAAAAUAGACGAAUUAAGUCCUAAAGAAGCUAAUGAUAUACUUAUACGGGCAUCACCAAGAGAUUGUUUACAAUCACAUAAUACUACACGGAAACAGAGUCAAAACGUAGCAAAUACUACUGCUGUUAGUGAUGACAUACAAACAAUAACUGUAUAUCCACCACCUCCUGCAAAAGGGGGAAUAGCCAUCAACACUGAAGAUUACUUAUGUCUUGCGGAAGAUCAGUUCUUGAAUGAUGUCAUUAUAGAUUUUUAUUUAAAGUAUUUGACCUUAGAGGUAUUAUCAGAAUCUGAUCAACAUAGAACUCACGUGUUUAGUUCGUAUUUUUACAAACGUUUAACUAGCCCACAUGCCCAAGCUGCCGAAAGCAUCGUGCCAAUGACACCUGCUGCCAAACGGCACGCGAGAGUACAGAAGUGGACGAAAAAUGUUAAUAUAUUUGAAAAAGAUUUUGUUAUAAUUCCCAUAAACGAACACGCACAUUGGUUCUUGGCUAUUAUUUGCUUUCCUGGGUUAGUUGGAAAAGUAUCCACCUGUACUGCAAAAACUAACGAAAACUAUGUUAAUAAGACUGCGCAAAAAAGUAAAAAAAUAAAAGAAUUAAAAGCAAAAGCUGUCACAAUUGGCUCUACAACAAUCACUCCUGUACCAACGACCAUAACGAUAGACCAGUUAGAUGAUGAUGGAUCUGAGAGAGACGAAGCAGAAGGCGACGAUGAUGAAAUGGAAAUGGAUAGUGACGAAGAGGACGAGAUAGAUCAAUCAGAAGAAGACAAAAUCCAAAUUAAUAUUAAACUCGAAGAGCAGAAGGAAACCAUCAGGAAUCCCUGCAUAUUGAUAUUCGAUUCGCUUGCUGGUGCUAGUAGAUCACGAGUGGUUGCUACGUUAAGAGAUUAUUUAAGUUGCGAACAUGUUGCCAAACUUGGUGUAGAAAAGACGUUCUCGAAAGAUACUAUUAAAGGAGCGUGUCCAAAAAUACCCCAGCAAUCAAAUUUUACUGAUUGCGGAUUAUAUGUUUUACAAUAUGUGGAAAGUUUUUUUAAGGAUCCUGUUAAAGAUUAUACUUUGCCAAUUAAAACUUUGAAAACAUGGUUCGAGGAAAUUGUUGUAACGAGAAAAAGGGAAGAAUUAUCGAAUUUAUUAAUUAAAUUGAUGAAUAUUAAAGGGGGUAAAACUAUUAAUUUACCUACUGUAAAUUUCCCUACAAAGUCGGAGUCCGAGAAUAAUAAAAGAAAAUCUACGAGUGAUGCAGAUACACGAAUGGUCACAUUUGUGACAGAAAAUAAUGAAUCAACUAACGAGGUCGUUGGUAGAACGUAUCAGAUCAUUCCUUAUUCUUUGAGUUCUAAUUCGUCUGAGAGUAAUUCUUCAGAUAUAUUGACGGAACAGAAAAUGACAAGGAUAAUGCCUGGAUCAAUAGAUUUGAUAGUGUCUACAGCGUACAUUGGAGUCACGAUUUGGAUAGCGUAUUGGCUAAGGCUGUAUGCAUUAUUUUAUCUUGAUUCUUAUCCCCUCACAAGAGCUUUGGUUUUUGAAUUCAUAGCUACAGCAGAACUUUGUGGGGCAUGUUUCGAGCUCAUUAUAAUUGCGGACAAUUGGGGAGUAUGGAUGUACGCGCUUUAUUUGUUUCUACUAACAAUCUGGUGGUCGGUAAACUGGGAUGAAGCUUCUGCGUGUCCUUAUACACACAUGGAGGAUGUAGUAAUACGUAAAAAGCCCUUGAUUGUCGCAUUUUUAUCGAUAUGCGCGGAAUUGGCCGGUGGUCUUCUUAUAUUUAAAUACAUCCAAAUAUUGUGGGCGUUACAAUUCGCUUCUACGCACAAGAAUAGAGCUUAUGGCGAUUGCACUACAGAUUUGCAGGUAUCCGUUAUAAUUGGAGCGCUUGUGGAAUGCGUUGCAACAUGCAUGUGCAGAGUGGUAUCCCGCGUGCUGGGUGACUUGAACCCGAGGUUUAGCACGGUCAUCGAUGCUUUUGUGGGGACGUCUUUGGUAGUUGCAGCUUUCAAUUACACCGGUGGUUACUUUAAUCCUGCACUGGCAACUUCUUUAAAAUAUGGUUGUCUAGGAACCUCGUCCAUGGAGCAUGUGAUAGUUUAUUGGAUUGGAACAUGCAUCGGAUCUAUCGCCUCCUUGCACGUGUACCGUAUGCCGUUUGUACAAAAUUUCAUUCAAGUACAAGAAAGUACAGAUGCCGUUUAUUAGAUAAAAAAUUCGGUAAAAUUAUUUUCAAGAGAAUUUAAAUGUUUGUGGUUUAUAAUUAUAAUCAUCAGUACCUCUUUAAUUACGUACAAAAGUCUAACAAUGUACAAAACUGUGUGCCAAAAUUAAAAACGAUAGUUUUAUACAUUCCCAUUGUCGUGUAAAUAAUUAUGAACCUGUUCGCAGUUCUGAUUACACUUCGGAGACAAAAAAGUAUUCUAAAAUUG
This is a messenger RNA of Mycetomoellerius zeteki, 5313 nucleotides long. RefSeq lists its product as uncharacterized. NCBI's taxonomy places the organism in Eukaryota, Metazoa, Arthropoda, Insecta, Hymenoptera, Formicidae. Gene Ontology annotation, molecular function: SUMO-specific endopeptidase activity. The record is from RefSeq and is a predicted model, not a curated record. The transcript is spliced from 23 exons. Gene Ontology annotation, cellular component: nucleus; cytoplasm. Bases 332 to 5089 code for a protein of 1585 amino acids. Gene Ontology annotation, biological process: proteolysis; protein desumoylation.